GGCUGGUCCGUAUCCGGCUGUCCAAUGAGAGGCCGAGACAAAAACCACCGGACCAAUCAAAACCGAGAACCCAAUUUUGUAACACGUCGCUUCCCAGGAGAGCAAUUUAGUGAAGUUUGGAAGGAAAACGAAUCGGACAUAUACAGUCAUAUCAAUAAACUGAACUGUAAUAAACAUGGCAUUGCCGAAAUGGGAGAGAAAGGCGCGGGUAUUUCUCUGCGUGUUCGGUUUGUUGUUGUCUGUUUAUGCGCUUCACGUCGAGCUGUCCCGAGAAAGUAACCCAGAUUACAGAGCGAUGUGCGACCUGGGGGAGUCGGUGAGCUGCUCCAAGGUUUUCACCUCCAGAUGGGGACGUGGUUUUGGUUUGGUUCAGUUCUUUGUUGCCGCAGAUAACCCUCUGAACCAGCCCAACAGUGUGCUUGGCAUCAUAUUUUACACUCUGCAGAUGGGCCUGGGUCUGUCUCUGUCCAAAAAAGCAGCAAUGUUGUUGGUCUUCUUCUCCUGGGUGUCUGUGGCCGGCUCACUCUACCUUGCAUCUAUUCUCGCCUUUGUUCUGGGGGAUUUCUGCAUGGUCUGCGUCUCAACAUAUAUUGUCAACUUUGUGUUGCUCUUCACCAACAUCAAACGUAGGAGAGCAAUUGAAGGAGUGAAGGAAAAGACUGGAUAAAAAGGGACACUUGUGAAAUUCUAAACCUGAAGCCUCACUGGAUCUGAAAGCACGUUGUCUUCCACAGUUCUUCUGCAUGCUGUUAAGACCUUUCAGAGAAAAAGGGGUUGGAUAUACUUCAAUGAAAAUGUUCAAGAUGAUUUUUAGUACAGAAACCUGUAAGAGCUGCUGUCAUUUUUGUAUAAGAAUGUGCAUUUGUGAUGGUGAAUACACAUCUUUGAACACUAA
Molecule: messenger RNA, 895 nt
Organism: Notothenia coriiceps (black rockcod)
Lineage: Eukaryota; Metazoa; Chordata; Actinopteri; Perciformes; Nototheniidae
Gene: vkorc1
Product: vitamin K epoxide reductase complex, subunit 1
Exons: 3
Coding region: 176-667 (163 amino acids)
Biological process (GO): vitamin K metabolic process; peptidyl-glutamic acid carboxylation; blood coagulation
Molecular function (GO): vitamin-K-epoxide reductase (warfarin-sensitive) activity
Source: RefSeq, a predicted model, not a curated record